AGUCUCCUAGAGGAGGAGUUAACUGCAUGUCUCUUUCUGCAGGGGUGACUGCUGGUCUCUCCUGCUCCAGUAACUGGAGGCACAAGUUCCUUCUUCACCAGCCUCAACUUCAUUUCUCAGAGGGUUUGGGCUGUGUUGUGCUGCUGCAGCCAUGGCACCCAAGAAGAACAAGACUACCAAAAAGAGUAAAGGAGACAUAAAUGAAAUGACCAUCAUGGUUGAGGACAGCCCCAUCAAUAAAAUCAACGGGUUGAACACGCUGUUGGAAGGAGGAAAUGGCUUCAGCUGCAUUUCAACUGAAGUCACUGAUUCUGUGUAUGCCCCAAACCUCCUGGAGGGUUUGAGCAACAUGAGACAGGAUAGCUUCCUCUGUGAUCUAACGGUCGCCACCAAGUCAAAGUCAUUUGAUGUACACAAGGUUGUCAUGGCCUCUUGCAGCGAGUACAUAAGAAACAUCUUGAAGAAGGAUUCGUCCCUCCAGAAGAUCGAGCUGAACGACCUUUCACCAGUAGGCCUCGCCACAGCAAUCACAUAUGCUUACUCUGGAAAGCUUACCCUGUCACUGUACAGCAUCGGCAGCACUAUUGCUGCAGCCAUGCUGUUGCAGAUUGGCACCUUAGUGAAGAUGUGCAGUGAUUUCCUCAUGCAGGAGCUCAGCGUGGAGAAUUGCAUGUAUGUGGCCAAUAUUGCUGAUGCCUACGACCUCAAAGAAACCAAGGAGGCAGCCCAAAAGUUCAUGAGGGAGAACUUCAUCGAGUUUUCUGAGAUGGAGCAGUUCCUGAAGCUCACCUAUGAGCAGAUCAGCGAUUUCCUCUCGGAUGAUUCCCUGCAUCUUCCUUCUGAGAUCACAGCCUUCCAGAUCGCCAUGAAAUGGUUGGACUUUGAUGAGAAGAGGUUGAAGUAUGCCGCAGACCUCCUAACCAACAUUCGCUUUGGCACUAUCUCUGCCCAAGACCUGGUGAAUCAUGUCCAAAGUGUGCCUAGAAUGAUGCAAGACUCUGAGUGCCACCGUCUCCUUGUUGAUGCCAUGAAUUACCAUCUGCUGCCAUACCAACAGAACAUACUUCAGUCACGCAGAACAAAGGUACGUGGCGGACUCAAGGUGAUACUCACAGUGGGUGGACGCCCUGCCUUGACAGAGAAAUCUCUCAGCAAAGAUGUUCUUUACAGAGAUGCAGAUAAUGUGUGGAAUAAGUUGACCGAAAUGCCAGCAAAAAGCUUUAAUCAGUGCGUGGCAGUCUUGGAUGGCUUCCUGUAUGUGGCAGGUGGUGAGGACCAGAAUGAUGCAAGGAAUCAGGCUAAACAUGCUGUUAGCAACUUCUGCAGAUAUGACCCCCGCUUCAACACUUGGAUUCACUUGAGCAACAUGAUCCAGAAACGUACCCACUUCAGCCUCAACACCUUCAAUGGCCUCUUGUUUGCUGUCGGAGGGAGAAACGCUGAUGGUGUUCAGGCCUCAAUGGAGUGCUAUGUGCCCUCCUCCAACCAGUGGCAGAUGAAAGCUCCCAUGGAGGUGCCCCGCUGCUGUCAUGCCAGCUCUAUCAUCGAUGGCAAGAUCCUGGUAUCAGGAGGAUACAUCAACAAUGCCUACUCCAGGGCUGUGUGCUCGUAUGACCCCUCAACUGACACCUGGCAGGAUAAGAGCAGUCUGAGCACACCUCGAGGCUGGCACUGCGCUGCCUCUGUGGGAGACCGAGCCUACGUCAUCGGUGGCAGUCAGUUGGGAGGUCGUGGUGAGAGGGUGGAUGUCCUCGCUGUCGAAUCUUACAACCCUCACAAUGGGCAGUGGAGCUACUGCACACCUCUUCACACAGGAGUGAGCACGGCCGGCAUUUCAAUUUUGAACAACAAGGUCUAUCUCCUCGGAGGCUGGAAUGAGGGCGAGAAGAAGUACAAGAAAUGCAUUCAGGUUUACAACCCUGACCUCAAUGAAUGGACUGAGGAUGAUGAGUUGCCAGAAGCUACAGUCGGCAUUUCAUGCUGUGUCGUCACCAUACCCACACGGAAAACACGAGAGUCCAGAGCCAGUUCAGUGUCUUCUGCACCAGUCAGUAUAUAAGGCCUUAGGUGAUAUUAGUUUAUGUAGUUUACAUGUCUAAAGGUCUCCAGCUUUUCUGUUACAUAAAUAUUGAUUCUAGACUCUACCAACAGUUUUUUUUUUUCAAGAGCUAAGAUGGCUAGGUUUGAUCAACUUUCUUAAAAUAGGGGGGGUAUUAUAUAUUUUCAUAAUUUAUAAUUACUCAAUACAAUUGGCAUCAUUAAGAUCAGAUAAUGUUUAUGAUAGAGACAAAGUGGGCAUAACCAAUUUCAUAAUUUUUAGACAGAAAUUUACUUUUGGGGCCAAUUCAGUUGGGGUAAUUAAACCAGAAAUGCUAUAGAAGCUAUACAAAUGCAAAAUCAUGCUGUUGUUAUGAUUACCUGUUAUAUAACUGUCUUUUUUACCCAGUGCCAUGAAAUUAAUUGCAAAGUGUUGUCUGUUUGCAACACUGUGUUAUUAAUAUUAAAGGAUUUUGUGACAAUCUUGUUUAUGGUGACUAUAGCUACUGUGAUUCACAGAUACUUGAAGAAAAUAAUAAGCAGCAAAAAGCUGGAGCUGAGGUGAUGGCACCACCUACCAGGAGUAGGUACUUGUGAUUAGUGUUUAAACAGACUGCACAAUAAGGCUGCAGUUACUCUAUGCACACCUCAUGUACAGUAUCUAGUAGUCUUGUUGUGUGAUUGUCAUAAACACUAACACUAUCAGGAUCCUGUAGGGAAAAUGUUGGAAUAAUGGAGGUUGAAUGGGUUUAGCUGUGACAGAAAGAAACUAUUUUGUAAAAAAGAUUAAGAAAAAUAUAACUUGAGAAUGAUGUUGUCAGCCUGAGCUUUCCUGGAGGUCACUACUUAUGAAUUCCCUGACUGCUCACGUCUUUCAAAUCUUUGUUUGUUUUUAAAUUAAAGAGAUGAAGUGUAAGAUA
Messenger RNA from Scatophagus argus, 2957 nucleotides. It is a transcript of the gene klhl31, whose product is annotated as kelch-like family member 31. The record is from RefSeq and is a predicted model, not a curated record. Gene Ontology annotation, molecular function: protein binding. The transcript has 3 exons. The coding region runs from base 152 to 2059 and encodes 635 amino acids. NCBI's taxonomy places the organism in Eukaryota, Metazoa, Chordata, Actinopteri, Scatophagidae. Gene Ontology annotation, cellular component: cytoplasm; nucleus. Gene Ontology annotation, biological process: negative regulation of protein phosphorylation.